AUGACAAGGCAGCUUUACACUUCAGCCUUUCUUCACUUAGCCACCUUACUCUUCAUCUUCCGGACAAUCUCAGCCGUCCGUUUCCCUCCAGGACCAACAACAACUAACGACCUAGAUUUCAUCCGUACGAGCUGCAACGCAACGCUAUACCCAGACGUGUGUUUCACGUCAUUAUCCGGCUACGCCUCCGCCGUACAAUAUAACCCGGCGAGACUAGCUAGGCUCGCCAUCGGCGUUUCCAUUUCCCGCGCAAAACACACGGCGGCUUAUCUCUCGAAACUCUCACGUGUCACCGCCUCAGCCGCCGUCCACGACUGCGUUUCAAACGUGGGAGACGCCAUGGAGCAGAUGCGUGGUUCGCUCCGGCAGCUUCGGGAGAUGAACCACCGUCGUCUCGGAGCUCCGACGUUUAGGUUUCAGAUGAGUAACGUGCAGACGUGGAUGAGUGCGGCGUUGACGAACGAGGAGACGUGUACUGAUGGGGUCACGGAGGAGAUGGAAGACGGAGAGACGAAGAUAGCGGUUUGUGACAGAGUCGCUGACGUUAAGAGAUUCACGAGUAAUGCGCUUGCUAUAGUUAACACAUACGCCAAUAGUGGAGCCUAG
Messenger RNA from Eruca vesicaria subsp. sativa (arugula), 606 nucleotides. Lineage: Eukaryota; Viridiplantae; Streptophyta; Magnoliopsida; Brassicales; Brassicaceae. The record is from the annotation of a GenBank genome assembly.